This is a messenger RNA of Megalobrama amblycephala (Wuchang bream), 1101 nucleotides long. Its product is annotated as gastrula zinc finger protein XlCGF8.2DB-like. NCBI's taxonomy places the organism in Eukaryota, Metazoa, Chordata, Actinopteri, Cypriniformes, Xenocyprididae. Bases 122 to 1003 code for a protein of 293 amino acids. The record is from RefSeq and is a predicted model, not a curated record. The transcript is spliced from 3 exons.
GGACUUUUAUUUUGAUAUGAAGACGUGACGUCAUAAAACCGCGCGGGCCCCUGCAUCUGUUGUGGUUCGAGUGAAGACAGGACAAACACACAGAAAAGACCGAUGUGACACUAUUAUAAAGAUGGUGUUUGUUAAAGAGGAGUGUGAAGAAAUGAGGAUUGAAGAAACAAUCAGUGUGAAACAAGAAGAAACUGAGGAACAAACAGACCGGAUGCUGCUGAAAGAGGAGAGUGAAGGACUAGAUGAAAUGGAAGAGAAAAAUCAGUACAAGAAACAUCAUGAUUUCAUAAAUGGAGACAAAUCAUUUUGUUGCUCACCGACUGAAAGGACACAAAAAACAGCAACUACUCCUUUCACCUGCCAAGAGUGUGGAAAGAUUUUCACAAGAAAAAGUAACCUUAAAGUCCACAUGAGUGUUCACAUUGGACAGAAGCCGUUUAUUUGCCAGGAGUGUGGAAAUAGUUACUCUUCAAACAGUAACCUGAAAGUCCACAUGAGAGUUCACACUGGAGAUAAACUUUUCACCUGCCCUCAGUGUGGAAAGAGAUUUGAGCAACGAGGAAACUUUAUUAUCCACAUGAGGAUUCACACUGGAGAGAGACCUUUCACCUGCCAACAAUGUGGGAAAACAUUCAUUAAAAAGGGAAACCUUAAAAGCCACAUGAGAAUUCACACCGGAGAGAAGCCGUACACAUGCCUUCAGUGUGGAAAGAGUUUCACUCAACAAGGAAGCUUCAACAGGCACAUGAGAAUUCACACUGAAAUGAAGACUUAUGUGUGUCAUCACUGUGGAAAAACCUGCAAAGACAAAGCAAACCUCGAGAUCCACAUGAAAAUUCACAGCGAAGUGAAGCCUUUCACGUGCCCUCAGUGCGGAGAGACUUGCAGAUUGAAAGGAAACCUUCAAAGUCACAUGAGAGUUCACACUGAGAAUAAGCCUUUCACAUGUGUUGUAGCGAGUGAGACGCAUCAGACUAAAAUAUUUGUUAUAUGUAAGAAGUAACUGUCGACGGGCCGUUAGAAAAUAAAGUACACCCGAGGUUGCAAUGCCGCAUAUAUGUUAGUCUAAUGUUUAGUUAAUAAAGUCUUGUUCAUGAAUGA